AUGCGCUCACCUUCCUCGUCGACGACGGUGCGAGCAGCCAACGAUCCCGCCCCAGCAAGUGAGAAUCCGACAACAGCUUCAUUGCGCGUGUCUUUUGGCAUCGAGCUAGAGUUUUUCCUCGCCUGGGCCUACGAGGGUGAGGCGGAUCCAGAUGAAACUAUCGCCAACGAACUUGCUCCCCUUCUGCGAGUUCCCAGAGACCUCAAGCAAGGCUCUAUGCGAGCUGACGUCCCUCUUUACAAACGUACCCCUCUGUCAUAUUGUAAGGAACUUUUACGAGAAACGUUGGCCGGAGCUGGCGUUCCAUGCCGCCUCUGGGACACGAGUCUUUAUCCUCCAGAUUCAAUACAGAAACGACAGGUAGAAUGCAACAAGACGGAGUAUACCUCGUUCAAUAUCAUUGGGGAAAGCACGCUGAAAGAAUUUGAGAACAUGGAUGGCUAUCGAGUGGUUGGCGUCGAGCUUGUAAGUCCUGCUAUGUACGACCGCGAGAAUAGCUUUGACCUGAUCCGCCUUGCAGUCUCUACCCUAACGACGAACUUUCGAUGUCGUGUAAAUCAAUCGUGCGGCUUUCAUGUGCACGUCGGUGCCGGGAGAGAGAAGCGCAUCGAUCCCAGGACUCUCCGACGGUUCGGUGCCCUCAUCUGGGCUGCAAGUCCGCUCCUGAGCCAACUCCAUGCGCCAGACAGGGCUGUCCAUGAGUGGUCACAGAAUGUAAGAGAUUGCUUAGGCACUGACAUCAGCCGCGCCAACGGAUCUGCCGCUUCUUUGUGGCGUUCUGAGUUCUGCUUCGAUGUGGAUGACGCGGAGACUAGACAAAUCGCAAGGGCUUGUGGUCGAGAUCGAUGGCUUGGGGAAAGCUUUGAACCUGAAGAUGAACAAGAUGGGGGGCUAGGUCCCUCAGACAUAGCAACGAGUGAGAUGGGGGAACCAGGACGGCACUGGCAGGACACGCUGUUCAUGAACCCAAAACCAGCCAACGCAGAAGACCUGUCACAUCGAGAUCCCCCUAACAUCGAUUAUAAAUACCCAGAUUCCAAACCGCGAGUCUUCAUGUUACAACAACGACUCGAUGCCUCUGUUCCUCCCCGCCCCCGCCAUCCCCCCUUCGAACGACGAAUCGCCCAUGUUCCCCUUCGUUCGCCGCCUCAGCGGAACCCAAACGUCAUCGCACGUGCCGAACCCUGGAUUGACGCCUUCCAUGCGUCCAUGCCACAAAAUAUGGAGCGUCCUACGCGUCGCGACGUUAUGUCCGGCGUCCGCGAGACCCUUUCAGCUGAUCUACUAAGCGGGCUCGUCGGUCGUCUCUACGGCGACGUCUACAAGCACACAGCAUACAACUUUAUGAAUUACUCACUUGAAAAUUACAGAACGCUCGUUCCCGAAGAAUCCACAACGGUCGAGCUGCGCGAGGCCGGUGGCACUCUCGACCCCGCGUGA
Molecule: messenger RNA, 1440 nt
Organism: Verticillium alfalfae VaMs.102
Lineage: Eukaryota; Fungi; Ascomycota; Sordariomycetes; Glomerellales; Plectosphaerellaceae
Exons: 1
Coding region: 1-1440 (479 amino acids)
Source: RefSeq, a predicted model, not a curated record